This is a messenger RNA of Mycena citricolor, 1614 nucleotides long. NCBI's taxonomy places the organism in Eukaryota, Fungi, Basidiomycota, Agaricomycetes, Agaricales, Mycenaceae. The record is from the annotation of a GenBank genome assembly.
CAAAAAUGUACAAAAAUUUAUUUUCAUCAAAUCACUAUUAAAGAGAGGUGCCUUUGCGCACUGUACAUGCAAAGAACCCACGGAGUGCACCGGUCCAAGCGCGACGCGAGAGAUAACGACGAGAUGAAGAGAUGGCGAGGGCGAUGAGCAACGCCGAAUGACACAUCAGGGAGGGGUCACGGUGUGACUGGAGAUCACUGGUUGGACCCCAACAUCGAAUCAUGAUCACACUUUCCUAAAACAGACCUUGACCCUAAUGGACGACGGUAGUUGACCCGUUCAUUACUGCUUGGCAUUAGUCAUUUCCCGCUGCUCUGGGUGGUGUCAAAACGUGAAUCAGGUAUAUCUUUGCGUUACAGAGCUACGGCAACGACGCGGAGUUUCGGUCUCUAUGGGGAUCGAGCAGAGCGGCGUAGUCGCUGCGUAGUUAUAUGUAAUGUACUCAAAGCUGUGUCACCUAGUAGCUGUGCCUUGUAAGUACGUAAUGUGACGAUCUUAUCUGCAUCUAAUCGUAGACAAUCAGAUGUCAACAUGGAGGCUGCACCCGCGGCACCCACUCAUCUCGUCCGCGCGCACUCGGCGGACGUGACAGCCCUUUUCUUCUCCGGCGACAAUGAACGCCUGUACUCGGGCGACGCGUCGGGCUGGGUCGUCGUAACGUCCACGCGGUCGCUGCGUUCCAUCACAUCCUGGGCAGCGCACACCGACAGCGUCCUCGGCGUCGAGGAGUGGGGCAAUCGUAUCGUAACGCAUUCUCGGGACCAUAAACUGCAUGUGUGGAACCUUGUAGUAGACUUGACCCCGUCGGCACGCGUGGGUGGUGCCCCCGGAGCCAGCGCCCCGGACGAUGUCCCCAAACCGUCGUUAUGUUACUCGAUGGAUGUCAACGCGCUCAACUACUGUCGAUUCUCAUUGUUGUCGGUGUCUGACGAGGACGCCCUCAUCGCGCUCCCGAACCUCGUCGAAUCCUCAGAGGUGAAAUCUAGAACCGUUUAUGGGUGACCUGCAGUUGAACAAGGCACAGGCAGACGUGUGGCGCCUCCCGGCGCGAGAGCGCCUGCAUGCCUCGGUUGGCACGCAGCGCAAAGAGCACAUAUUCUCGACGACGGGGCGUGAGGGGAUGCGCAGUGGGCUCAUCAUGUCCAUGCAUCUGUAUCGGGACGAAACGCGGAAGCUCUGCUUCGUCUGUGCAUAUGAAGAUGGGAGCGUCGUUUUGCGUCGGUUUGUCGGCACUGAGCCCUCGAUCGAGGGACGGGGAUGGGACGUCGUUUGGCACCAAAAACUGCAUGCAGAAGCCAUCAUGGCCAUGCGAGUGUCUCGUGACAACCGAAUCGCGUUGACCGUCUCUGCAGACCACCUGGUCGGUCGCUUUGAAUUAUCUCGAGAUGCGAUCAGUCCGGGCGUGAUACAUCGCACAAAGCAUGCAGGGAAUGCUUGCCUCGCCAUCCGCGAUGAUGGCCGGGUUUGUGCUGUGGGGGGCUGGGACGGAAGAGUUCGAUUAUAUGCGACGAAGAAUCUCAAAGCAUUGGGCACAUUGAAAUACCACAAAUCAGGCUGCCAGGCGGUUGAGUUUGCUCGGUCGGGGGUUUCUGAAGAGCCUGGAGAGGAAGACCC